AUGCCUCUUCAAGACGUUAAGACACGCUGGAAUUCUACCUUUCUGAUGCUUCGACGUACAAAGCGCCUACGAUCAUUUUUCCAGCCGUUCUGUGAUGAGUAUGAGCGCCCUAAGAUGCGCCAGGUUGAUUACCUUCUCUUUAUCACCCAGCCCUUUUUUGAUUUCACAGUUGAACUAUCCAAAACGCGAGAUGUUACUACAUAUCAUGUCUUUCUGAUCUACAAUAAGCUAUUUGAGCACCUUGAGCUAUCAAUCACCCAGCUCACACGGAAGAGGACUACCUGGAAGCGACAGAUGCUUCAGGCGUUACAAGCUGCUCGAAAGAAGCUUGAUGAGUACUACUCGGAGACAGAUCAUGUACGAGGGCACCUUUAUGCAAUAGCUAUAAUGCUUGCUCCAGCGAAUAAGUUCCAAUUCUUUCAAACUGAUGAUUGGGAUGAUCGUUGGCGUGCGAUAUACCGCAAAUCUCUCGAAAAGCAGCUAGCUUCUUACAAAGAACGCCUUACCAACCAAGCAACAUCUUCUCAAUCCCUUUCGUUAGGGGGAGGAAGGUCACGUCUUGACUUAAUGGUGAAACCAAACCGUCCCCGUUCUACCAUAGCGGGCGAUGAGCUUUCACAAUAUCUUGAUAGUGCUACGAUAGAUACGACACCUUUGGGAUUUUGGAAGGAUAAUGCUGAUCGGUUCCCAGCUCUUGCAGCCCUCGCUCGGGAUAUACUUUCAGUCCCUGCGACCGGUGCGGGUGUUGAACGAUUAUUCAAUACAGCUCGAGAUAUUUGUCAUUAUCGUCGGGGAAGAUUAAGUGCAACAACAAUCCAGGAGUUAAUGAUGUUUCUCUGCACUUCGAAGUUUGAGAUUGAGGAGGAACAGGCAGCGUUCCUACAGGAGUUCUUUACGCGCGACGAGAUUGAAGCAGCAAAGGAGGAGAGGGAAUUCACACCUGAUAGCGUGAGCGUCGAUCCGAUUAGUGAUACGGAAGAAGAACAGACCCAGGAAGAGGAAGAUAUUCAAGGUAGAGGGGAUAUACUAGUUGGAGCUAACAAUAGCACCGACCCUCCUCUGCCUUCUAAUGAAGAGGAAAGCACUCAGCUACGUGCUUCAGUACGAGCUCGGAAACGUGUACGACGUGACGAGGAUCUAUAUACGUAUUAUUAG
Messenger RNA from Penicillium atrosanguineum, 1155 nucleotides. RefSeq lists its product as uncharacterized. The transcript has 2 exons. Bases 1 to 1155 code for a protein of 384 amino acids. Lineage: Eukaryota; Fungi; Ascomycota; Eurotiomycetes; Eurotiales; Aspergillaceae. The record is from RefSeq and is a predicted model, not a curated record. Gene Ontology annotation, molecular function: protein dimerization activity.